AUGAGAUCAAUUCAUAAGAAUGCACUGUAUGCAGCGAAAAACUAUUCAAGACGACUACGAUUUGCUGGCAGACGGCAUUCGCGUAAUACAUUGUUGUCCGCGAUAACUGCAAUCGAUAUGGAAAGUCCUGAUACAUCAAAUAAUCACAACGAACGAGCUGAUCUGGAAAAUGUGAACUUGAGCGAUAUAACCAUGCACGAUAAAGAAGGACAGUCGAUAAUCAGCAAAAAUCAAGAUGAACGCCACGAUGAUAAUACUUUAAAAUACACUCCAGACAUAGGCAACGACGGCAGCGAAGAUGAUAGAAUGUCACCUGACUUAAUAUCGAAUCUUCUCCAUCAUGAUUCUCACACUUCUUCACCUGAUACAAAGCAAGUAUCAGUCGCUCUUGCUCUUUUCCGACACCGGCAUCAGCUAUCUAAGUCUUGUAUGAAUGACCUAUGCGACUUACUACGUUGUCUAGGUGUUCAAAAUGUGCCAUCCGACUUUCGCUCUAUUCAACGUCAUGUGGUGCAAACAGAGGACAAAGUUUUGCAAAGUAAAAAGUAUAUUGUGUGUCCGCAAUGCAGUGAAAAGGGAACGAACUCAUCAAAAUGUGAAAAUACAAAAUGCAGUUUGAAUUUUGUCUCAAAUAAGAUUCCAACGACAUUAUUCACAUUCAAAUUACUUCCGCAAAUUAUAUCCAUUAUAGAACGGCAAAAAUUGAUGGUUGAACCCAAUGAUGAUGAUAAGUCAUUAAUGUGUGAUAUUCAGGACAGUUCAAUGCGACGGAGUAUAGUCGAUAGAGAGCGAGUAGAUGAUCCUAGUAAACAAAUAAUAACUUUGCUUUUGAACAGUGAUGGAGUUAUGAUUAAAAAGAUAAGUCGUUCGAUAUGGGUAACAUGUAUGGUUAUUAAUGAGCUACCGCGUGACAUUCGGUUUAAUAUGAAAAAUGUAAUAAUUUCCUCAAUAUCAAUAGGCAGCAUGAAGCCUAAAAAGAACCAAUUUCAAAGUUUUAUUUAUGAUUGGGUUUAUGAAUUGCGACAAUUGGAGCGCGGCUUCUAUGUCUCCUACCCAAACACAAACAAUCGCUUUGUGAAAGUUUGUUGCUAUUUGGUUGCGGCAACGCUUGAUAAGCCAGCGCAAUCUUUACUGAUGAAUAUUAACGAUCCAGUGGGUUAUUACAGUUGUGGAAGAUGUACAAUUAGAGGAGUAUCGGAGCGAAGUGGUCAUGGUUCGAUUCGCGUUUUUCUAAAAUAUUCGCAAAAUGAUAUUCAACAGAGAAGUAACCAAUUAUAUGAUGAACAUAUUCGGAUCCUAUCUCGAAGAAGGUCAAAGCCAAAGUCGAAUGAGAUAGAUCUUGCCUGUGGACAGCAGGGUCCGUGUAUCUUACGAGAUUUAACGUAUUUUGAGAUUGGACGGUCAUUUCCUUCCGACUCAUUGCAUAAUAUAUAUGCGGGAACAUUUAAACGUUUACUUGAAUUAUGGUUCAAAACCUGUCGACAACCGUAUUCGAUACAAAAAAGUGUGAACCUCAUUGAAUUGAAAUUGAACGCUUUACGUUACCCGUCGACAACAUAUCAUUUACCGUCUCCAUUGCGCUUUUAUCAGACAUAUAAAGGAAAUGAGUUUCGGAUGACACUUCUAUUUGGCUAUCAAUAUUUUCAACCGUUUCUACCUGCGAAAUUUUAUGAACAUUUUCGGCUUUUGGCAUACGCAAUGAAUUUAGCUGAAUCAUCCGUUUUACAUCAUGAUGCGAUUGAAAUAAUUUCAGCUUUACUGGAUGAAUUUGACCGAUUGUUUCCGCUUAUAUAUCCAAGAAAAUCGGUGACAUCCGUGAUACAUUCUGUAACUCAUGUACCUGAAACACUACGAGAUUUCGGACCAAUACAAAACUAUUCAACGUUUAAUUUCGAAAGUACUGUUGGUUCUAUUGUGCAAACUAUCAAUGGACCUAAUUUAGUGAUCGCGGAAUUGAUUGAUAAUCUCAAUAUUUUGCAAGGAGCAACCGCUGAACUAGAAAACACUCGUUUCAAUAGGUCUCUUGGAUUAUUUAUUAAACGUAUUUUUUCUUCCAAACGAAAUACAUUUCCAAACGACACGUCAAUCCAUGAGCAAACUGUGCGAGUGGGACGCACGGUUCCAUUGCCAGAUGAUCAUUUUGUCAUGGAACACUUACACAACGAAGGUAUCUUUGACUUUACUUUUCAUCGAACAUGCUGGAAAAAGAAUGUGAGAUUUUCUGUUUAUGAAUCUACCUCAACAAGUAAAAGUUGUGAUUCCUGUGUCCAGUUCAAGAAAGAAAAUGACACAAAAUGUGGCUUUAUUGUCGGAAUUAUUUAUGAUUCAAAACAAAAAUGUUCUGUUAUAAUUCAUUGCGUUCGUGUUGCGAAACAAGAUUCUUUCAUAUUCAAAGGAAAGACUAUUGUUAAUCCAUAUGUAUUCUUUGGGCAAUUGUCAAAUCCACCGCAUCUGGAAAUAAUUAAUCUACAUGAUAUUAUCAUAAAACUUGCAUAUAGUAAACAAGAAACGUUUCAUUUCUUCCAAUUUCCAAACACUUCAGAGAGUACUUAG
Adineta ricciae is the source of this 2553-nucleotide messenger RNA. NCBI's taxonomy places the organism in Eukaryota, Metazoa, Rotifera, Eurotatoria, Adinetida, Adinetidae. The record is from the annotation of a GenBank genome assembly.